Molecule: messenger RNA, 1470 nt
Organism: Poecilia reticulata (guppy)
Lineage: Eukaryota; Metazoa; Chordata; Actinopteri; Cyprinodontiformes; Poeciliidae
Source: RefSeq, a predicted model, not a curated record
UUUUUUUGUCGGUAGAUGGCGCUGAUGAUUGACGCAAAAGUGGGAUCAAAGUUUAGGCUUACCACAAGACUGCACAGGGCUAUGUAUCCUGUCGACCUGCCAGCUGUGGACGACGCCGAGCUGACAUCCGCAUCUGAAAAUUACCUAGCUUCACUGAACGCAACACAUUCCUGCAAUGAGUUGUUUCGGUCAUUACUGACGUCAAAAGAGAUUGCUGUAACACCAGCCAACAUCAGACAGCUCCAGCUGUUUGAGGACGAACAUCCUGCCUGCACUGUGCUGGCGCUUCAUCCUCCGCAUGAUCAAACACAGGUCUUAGCUUUAUACUUGCACAAGAAGUGGUGGCCGUUGGACGACGUUCUGCAGACCUCCAGUGAGGCCAGAAGCGGCUUGCAGCCAGUGCAGUCCAUUAUGGAGAGGUUGAUCGUGUUCCUGCUCAGUCAGGUGGUGGAGAGGCCUCAGUUACAUGGAGAGGUGUCCUUCUCCCUGCAUCCACCCACAGAAACCUGCAAAGUGCUGUGGAAGGACGGACAGGCGGUCGGCUUCUACACCAUCAAACACAAAGGCAGACUCUGCGACAGCUGGAGCAGCCGCUGCUACCUGCUGCCUGUCCUGGACACUGUGCUGGUGAGGAGACGAUACAGGAGGAGAGGCUUCGGCCUUCAGAUCCUGCACGAUUUCUGCUCCUCCUUCUCCUCGGAGGAGUUCCUCGGAGUCAGCUCUCCCUUGUCGUCCGGCAUGGCGGCAGUGAUCAGGAAGUUCCUGCAGCAGCACGAGGAACACCGGGCGCGUCUGUAUGAGGUGGAGGCUCCAGGAGGGUGGAGUCAGAGAAGAAACAUCUGGCUCAACAUCCAACUUGGUCGCUACGCUUCCGAACAGACUGGUCCAGCUGUCCUGACCCCAGUCAGCCCCUGUAACUCGAACGCUCCCCCGAUAACGGCCUCUGCUCAGCUCUGUGAUGUGAACCAGGAAGAUAGCUCCCCGAGGGGCGAGCUCUCAGGGACAGGGUGUUGCUCUUCAGUACGCACUGAUAUUCUGGAUUUUAAAACUCCCUGCAGGCCCCAACGUUUAAAAGAAAGUUUGAAAUGGAAGGAAGCUUCAACAAGAAAGCCUAGCAUAGAAAGCUCAGAGGAGAUGCAAAACAGGUCCAAAAGAGCCAGUAGAACAUCCAUCAAUGAGUAAAACACAAACCUAGCUCAUUGCACAACAUUACGCUCUAGCGGGAGCUGUUCUUUUCCUUGUGUGCGAGGGGUGCAUGAAAGGGCUUUCAAAUAUCAAAAUGAGAAAAAGCUGCUCUGUGCAGAUUUUGUGUUUCAGAAUUUCUUUCUUACUCAAGACAGGUAAAACAUUUGAGUUUUUUUUAGUUCACCUGUUCCAUUUUUCUGGUCAUUCUGUAGUAAUUUUACCCCCUCGCUCUUACUAGAUUAUAUUAGAUUAGAUUAGAUUAGAUUAGAUUAGAUUAGAUAGAAC